UACACUCUCCCCACUUUUGCUCUCCCAGUGUUCCAGUUUUCGCCCAAGUCCGAGCGCGGGAAUCAUUAAAUAAAUAGUUAAUACUAUUAAGUGCCCUGAAAAAGCAUAUAUUUUUUAAAUUAAAUAGUAAAAUAUUGCUACAAAAGCCCGGGGCGGCCGAAAAAGCAAGCAAUAACAAUAGAAAAUCAGCAGCAACAGCAGCAGGAACAGCACAACAUUAACAGCAGCAACUGGCGUGUGUGUGUGUGGUACAGUUGGGUAGAAAAACAUCGUCGCUAGUUGGCGGUGUUGCCACCUCGGCUCUUUCGAUUAUUGCCACCACUCUUGCGCUGCGCCGCAGCAGUUGUUGUGCAUCUUGGCGAGUUUUAACGAGCAGUUCUGUUUUCGUGCUGUUUUUAAAACAAAAAGCUACAAAUAAUUAAAUCAGUUAGCAAUUAUCGCUUAGCGAAAGUCGAUCGAUCGAGAGGCAGAGAGCGAUUUGCCGCGAGAGAAAAAUACCAUUUAGCAAUAAUAAUUGUGAGAGCCAGAGAGGGAGAGCGCAUUGUGAAAGUGGCAAGCGAAAGGUGCUGGCAAAAGUAAAAACAAACUCCCGAUAAAAUGCAAAGCGAUUUGCAAAGCUAUCCAUGAAAGAUGCGAGCUGGAAAAAAACAGGCAGCUGAUAGCGGAAAGACACGUCCUUGCAUUGUCUACGUGAGGAAUAUACGGGAGGAGCAGCGGCCGGGACCCGGGCGGCCGAGGAAGGCGACCCAACAACAGCAGCAGCAGCGAUUGCAGCAGCAGUUGAAACAGGAACAGGAACAGGAACAGUAUCUACGGGAGACACGCGGACGCCGUGCCGGCGGAGGUGUAUCAGCAACGGCACCCAUUCACGAAAGGCAGCCACCGGGCAUUGCCCUGCGGACACGGCAAGUUGCUACGCCGCCGGUUAAAAGACAGCAUCAGAUCGUUUCGCCGCCAUCGCCGCAAAGGAAGGCCAAAGACGCGAUUAUGGCUAAGCGACGCAACACCAAUCUGUUGCUGGGGAAUCCCAUCCAGAAGGUUGGCGGUCUGAGUAGUCGACGCAUCACCACACACACCGAGUCGACGCCGUCGCGGGCGCAGACACCCAAGAUGUUCAAGAGCAAACACCAGCCGGUGGCGAUGAGUCCGCCGCCGACUAUAGCGGCCAGUCGGUCGCGGCGAUCGAUUAAACCGAAUCCGAAGUACACCAGCGAGGACAUGGUCACGCCAAAGUAUCUGGCUGCGUUGGCGAGUGAUUCGGGCAGUAGUCCGUCGUCGGUGGGACGUCCCAGGUCGAAGCCGAUGUAUCGCAACUCCAACGACGACAUCAACGAUCUGCUCGAUCUCGACGAGGACGAUGACGACGAGCUGGCGGAUGCCGCCUUCAAUCCCCAGCUGCACAAGUCGGACGACGACGAUGACGACGAUCUGAGCGAGGGCGAGUUCGAGGAGGAGCUGCGCCGCCCCAAGCUGCCGCCGGUGAAGCGUGGACGUGGACGUCCGCCGAAGGCCAGUACAUUGGCCAACACGCCCGGCUCGUCGGUGGGGAACACCUCGGUGGCAUCCAAGAUGGGCGCUUCAGCCGGACGCCCGACACCCAGCAGCCUGCAACAGCUGCGUCGCAACAUGGCCGUGAACAUAGCUCGAAACAAUGCCAGCUUAACGGAGGGAUCCCAGAUAAGCGCCGCCAAGCGCAAGCUGGAGAUCAACGAUAACGAUAGUCCGGUGGCGCGCAAACGCAUGGUCCUCUCCUCCGUGGGCGGCAGUGGUCAGCGCAGCAUGCCCGUCGCCAAUGGGGCCACCAAAAUGGGCGGACACGGCGGCACAACGACUACUCAGCGCUCCAAGAUGGGCCAACUGCGAAUGGUGCCGCAGAGUUCGUCGGUGACGUUCAAAGUUAACACCGGCAGCGGUAAUCGCUCUGUACCGGGCAACUCACGGUCCGCGGGAGGAGCAUCGUCCGGUGCCAGCGAUUCGAAGCACAACAAGUCGGAUGAUGGAGACGAUGUGCCCACGUUCACCAUUGUGAACAUAGACGACAUUAUCAAUCAGGACGAUGUUUUGAUCAGCAGAGCCAAUAUCAAUGCCGCCGCCGCAGCAUCAGCAGUCGCACCCGCGGGCGGCACAGCCGGCAAGAAGCUUCCUGUGGGCCGGCCCCGCACCAGGGGCAUCCCGCCCAACAGCAACAACGCUGUCGAGAAGAAGGCGCCACCACCGUCGUCGUCGUCGUCGUCGGAGAAGUUGAGCCCCACGUCGGUAAAUAGUCUGAAUCCACCCAAGCGCAUCAAGAUUCUCGCCAGCAAUUCGAGCAGCAACACCGCCAACAAAUCCCAUUCGGGCUACAAUCAAAACAAGAAUAUUCUAACGAAGCCCCAGCCACGGAUUCUCAACACGGAAAUGGGCAAGAAGACGCAGACCAUGAAGCCCCUGAUGAACAUGGGCAAGGAGCUAUGUCCCACGGACAUCGACACCGAGGAGGAUGAACUGGAGCCCGACUUGGAUCUCGACGAUGAUGAGCCGCCGGCCACGAUAGUGACUCGCAAGAAUGUCAAAUCGAUCACCUUAACAUCAACACCGCACAGUGCAUCGUCCGGCAAGUGGAACAGCAGCAGCACCACCAGCACUAGCAACAACAACAACAACAAUAGCAACAAUCGCCGGAAUAUCCUGUCGACGGCGUCAGCAUCGUCGGUGAAUGCUCGCACGGACCGGAAAGUGUCGAAGCUAAUGGGUGAUUCCGGUUCGGGAUCGGGUUCUGGUGAGCUGACGCUCUUCAAGAAGCCCGGGAUCAGUCCCCAGCGUCGCAGCAAGGAGAAUCAUCAGCAGAAGGACGACCUGAAGGAUUUGGAUGCGGAUGCGGGUGGAUCGGAAACGCAUAAAAGCAUCACCAACACCAUCAGCAGCGGCAGCGGCAGCACCAGCAGUAGCCAUCCCAAAUACUUUCCGCCAGAGACGACCACCUUUUGCGAGGAGGACGGGCGUGUCAUUAAGAAGAUCACCUGCUAUGAGACGUGGCACGUGAUCAGCACCGCCCGGGACUCGCCGGCGAAGACGACGCGGCAGCAGCGCACCUGCCUGGAGCUGGCGCUCGUUAAGCUGGCCAAUGUCGCUAACCGGAUCAAGGUGCCGUCCAGCAAAUGGACCAGCAAGGUCACCCUCUACAAGGUGUCACCAUCGUUAAUGCAGCGCCAGACAAUGACCAUAUUCACCGGCGAUCUGAAGGUGUACAACAUACCCGAGGAGGACCGGCACAAGUACCAGCCGUCGUGCGUCCUGUUCCGGCGUGCGGCGGUGGACAGGGCCAAGUGCCGGGUGCCCUACGAUCGAGCCAUUAUCUUCAAGAACAAAUGUUUCUAUGCGAAUAUCGAUGGGAAGCACGUGAACCUAUUGGGCGCCCCGGAAUCGGUCAACACCCUCAAGGAUGUGGAGAUCCUGCUGGACAUUGUCGAUCAUCUGACACUCGACAGCGAACUGGUCGAGAUGGUAAACACCACCAAGUGAACCUGAACCGCCAAGGAUGACAACUAGGACAUGUAUCACAUUGUAAAAAAAAAACACCCGCACAUACACACACACACACACACACAAAAACAAAAAAAAAUGAUCAGAAAAAAAAUCAUACACACACAUACAUACAUACAACACAAACAAGAAGGACAUUUUUAUGAUUUGUUUUAUGCAAUAGAAGCCGAUAAUACUAUAAAGAAAAAACUAUUUUUUUUUUUGAUUAAUCCAUUAACUUAGUUUUAAUCGUUAGUCUAGCGUAAUUAUCUUAAUAUCAUAAAAACUGUAAACGGACGUACAUACAUACAGAGACAGGACAUGUAUCAAUGUACCAUAUAUAUAAUAUAUAUAUAUAUACACACACACACCAACCAACACAACAAAAAUCCAAAACUAUUCUACAAAUCGGCAAUGAUAUAUAUUACCUUAAUAAUAUAAAUGAAAUCAGCAAAGGAUCCAAUCUUAAUAUUUUUUUAAAUGCCUGCGCCCUCCCCCCUCCUUAAAUGAUAAUUGAUCAAUUUUUAAACAAGCAGUUAUGUAAAUCGUAGUAUAUAUAUAUAUCUAGGAAGUAUAUAUAUAUUUAUAUAUAUAUAUAUACAUAUUUAAUGGCGAGCGUAUGUACAUGGGUUAUAUGUGUCGACGCUGAGGAGGAAAGUUAGUUGGUAAGUUGCGUGUAAAUUUAAUUGAAAAAGUCCCCCUUUAAAAAUUAUACAAAUAAAAGAAAAUUGAUUCUGAAUAAAAAA
Molecule: messenger RNA, 4247 nt
Organism: Drosophila bipectinata
Lineage: Eukaryota; Metazoa; Arthropoda; Insecta; Diptera; Drosophilidae
Product: putative mediator of RNA polymerase II transcription subunit 26
Source: RefSeq, a predicted model, not a curated record